Molecule: messenger RNA, 2209 nt
Organism: Hemibagrus wyckioides
Lineage: Eukaryota; Metazoa; Chordata; Actinopteri; Siluriformes; Bagridae
Gene: rac1b
Product: Rac family small GTPase 1b
Exons: 6
Coding region: 318-896 (192 amino acids)
Biological process (GO): small GTPase-mediated signal transduction; regulation of cell shape; establishment or maintenance of cell polarity
Cellular component (GO): cytoskeleton; dendritic spine; plasma membrane
Molecular function (GO): protein kinase binding; GTPase activity; GTP binding
Source: RefSeq, a predicted model, not a curated record
UGUGCAUUUAUGAAGCCUGUUCCUUUGGGUGGUGGCUACAAACUUUUCUGUUACUCUGUAGAGUCUGCUGUUCGCCCAACGGUGGAAUGUUCGAAGGACGUGAAAAGUAUACUUGAUAUAUGUAAUAGUAAUCGGUUUCGAACGACUAGACACAUUAUUAACUUUAAUUUCGAUAGAUAUUUUGAGGGACUUGUAAAGGCUGGGAUUGUCUGGCCAAUUGUUACCGAGUUGCACGGGAGCUAUCAAGUAAUUAGCCACUAAGCUAGCUAGUAAAGCCACGCAAAAGGAGAGAAAACGCCUGAGGACAUCGAGGACCAAUGCAGGCCAUAAAGUGUGUCGUGGUUGGAGAUGGGGCUGUUGGUAAAACAUGCCUGCUGAUCAGCUACACCACCAAUGCAUUCCCUGGAGAGUACAUCCCUACAGUAUUUGAUAAUUACUCUGCGAAUGUGAUGGUGGAUGGUAAACCAGUCAAUCUGGGUUUAUGGGACACAGCAGGACAGGAAGACUACGACAGGCUCCGUCCUCUCUCCUACCCCCAGACAGACGUGUUUCUGAUCUGCUUUUCCCUCGUGAGUCCUGCCUCUUUUGAAAAUGUCCGUGCAAAGUGGUACCCAGAGGUGAGACAUCACUGCCCCAACACUCCAAUCAUCCUGGUGGGAACCAAGCUUGAUCUGAGAGAUGACAAGGACACCAUUGAGAAGCUGAAGGAGAAGAAACUUACUCCCAUCACCUACCCUCAGGGCCUGGCCAUGGCUAAAGAGAUUGGAGCUGUGAAAUAUUUGGAGUGCUCGGCCCUGACGCAGCGCGGCCUUAAGACAGUGUUUGACGAGGCGAUUCGAGCUGUUCUCUGCCCACCUCCUGUGAAGAAGAGGAAGAGAAAAUGCUCUCUGCUCUAGACAGUUAGCAAGGCCUACAAUCCCAGCUGUAUUUUGAGGGAUCGGAACGAGACGGUGCACUUGUUCCCAUUUUCCUCUCUUUUUUUUUUUUUUUUGUUUCUUUACUUUUUUUUUUUUUUUUUUCCAUUGACUACAAGUUUAUAUCCUCACACAACUGAACAUAACCUCUAGAUGUAGAAACAAGACACAAUCACCUCAAAUCCAUUUUCCCUUACACCCAUACUGAGAUUAAAAUUAAUAUGGCCUUUCAAAAGAUUUUUUUUUAUUUUUUUAAAAAAAAAAACACCUUACGAAGUUGUCUUGUAGUUAAUUUGUUUUAAGAGCCCUCAUUGUUUACAAGUCAUCGUUGGAAUGAAAUAACGGUCUUGCCAAAUAGCACUACAAUACCCCGAGAUACACUACAACGUUCUGUGGAAUUCUCUUCUGACGUUUUGUGAACAGGCCAUGGUUAGACAUGAUGGAAUGAAAUAUUUGAGAGUACUGAUGAUCUCUGUAGAGUCUGUCGCCUACCACGAAUCAGUACUUGUCAUUGGCUACAUAUUUGUAUUACAGUCAUUCAUUUAAUACUGUAAAACAUUAGUCCUGAAUAACAGUGCUAGCAUAGCUUCAGUGUUUCUCAAGUGCUUCGUAUGAGCACAGUUAUACCUCCUCUUUACGUGAUAAAUGAUUAUGCCCGAUUAAUUACCUUUAAUAUGUAUAACCCUGUCUGUAUAUCCUCCCUAAAUAAGUUCAACUGCAGUCUUAAAGAUUGUGUAUGCCCACAUUUGAUUCAUCACGAAAUAAAACACUAUAUAGGGUUAUCAGUCAUUUUAAUGGUUUGAGUACAUUUAUCAUAAACCUUAAAACUUGUAUUAAAAUUUCGUUUUAAUUUUUUUUUGGUAUCUGACAUUGAAAAGGCAACACUACUGUUGGUUGUGACAUGAGAUGAAUUUAAGUAGCUUAUAUAUUUUUUUUUUUCCAUUUUAGUCCUUUUUCCUUUGUAUUCCCAUCAUAGCUAAUCAUAUUUUUUAACUAAACUUUUACUUUGUACACUAACAUUUAACUGUCCACUCUGUCAACUGACUAGUAUGUUUCUAGUUUGUUUAAACUUAAUGAAAGUGUCAUGCCUAGUGACAUUCAGAGCUUGUUUAUGCAUACUUCCUGUAACUGUCAAAACAUCCAAGUACACAAUGUGCAUUUGCCAUCGCAAGUCUGUGUGCACAAUUAGAGCCAAUGUUGUAACCCUGUGGUUUUUUUUUUUUUUUUUUUUAGGGAUAUUCCUAAUCAUUUUGUUUUGCAUAAAUGGUGACAGAAAUAAAGCAGAAUUAAAUGUG